UGGCCAGAGAAGUUACAAACUCUGUGUUAUACCCAGCAGGCUGUAAUGGCUCCUUCGGUAAAUAUCUAAUUAAGCGGUUGGGGUGGGUUUUUUUCUUUCACCGCAUACUUUGGUGUUUUAAAAUCCCUUUGCAUUAAACGACUUCUUGAGUUUUCCAAAUUUCUCACGCACACACAGAAGAGGGAAGUAAGAAAAAAAGCAGAGGGGAGAUUUCGGUCGUGGGAACAGGAGUCAGAGACGGGGAUUUGUAACGGCUAAAGGCAAAUCCUCCCCGAAAUCUCCAUCUAAAACACCGCAAACCGCAGCUGCGACCUGCCUGCGACCGUUGGCUAUCUAGAGAGGGAGAAAUAAAACCAGCCCGAGGGGGAUGUCCGCGUUUGGGGACCGGGGGGUGGGAGUGGGGGGGAUCGCUUCCCGAAAACCAAAAGCAGUUAACCCCCCCCCGAAGGACACGGCCUGGCGGCGGCCCGUUGGGAAAAGCGACGGCUUUGCUUUUCAUUGCGCAAAUCCGGAAUUCGGGAAGUUUUACCGACCUCGGCUCUGCAUCCCCCGGCCCGCGGGUCCCCGCGACCCCCCGUUUUCCCCCCCGGAGCACCGAAACGCGCUGAGAGAUGUCAGCCGACCGCACCAUCGGGGCUGGCCCUGCUCGGUGACGCCGCGACGGUGCCCGGUGCCCUCGAGGUGGGGAGAAACUGCCCCGGGGACGUGGGAGAGGAGCCGAGCGUCCACCCCACUCCGCUGCUUUCCUUUAGGAGAGAUGCUCGGCUUCAGCGAGGACCGCGGGGAGGGCUCUGCUGCGGGACGACGGGACACAAUGUUGCCUAUUGUGCUGCUCACCCCCUCACCGGAGGGGACACGGACGGGACCCUGCAGGCCAGGGUUGUGGAUGCGGACCUGGUGCGAAAGAGCUUGGCGGGCAUGUGCCGUGAUUUGGUUUGUUCCACCGUGGCUCGUCAAGGUAUGUUGGGACGUUGUGGAAUCAUCAAAUCUGUAUAGAAAGUACCCCCGAGGUUAGGAGGAGAGGAGUUUUCCAACUCCUGGUUCAAACAGCAGAAUUCAACGCAAAAGGUGUAAAAGAGAGGGACUGCACGAAGACUAACCACAAAAAAAGCCUUGCACAGGUCAAAGCCUAUAAAAACCACCUCACCGCAGUGUGAGCGUUUCGUAUGACUGGCACGGUGCUUUGUCCAAGAAAAAGUAUUUGCAGGUUCUGUUGCAACAA
Molecule: messenger RNA, 1222 nt
Organism: Harpia harpyja (harpy eagle)
Lineage: Eukaryota; Metazoa; Chordata; Aves; Accipitriformes; Accipitridae
Exons: 2
Coding region: 368-1015 (215 amino acids)
Source: RefSeq, a predicted model, not a curated record